AUGCUGGGAAAACUAGUUUUCUUAGCAGUAAUUGGAGUAUUCCUGGUAGAUGCCACGUGUGACACAACGAAAUUCGUGGCUUGUCAAGACAAAUUUGCUGAUAAAUUGGGUAUUGAUCGAGUUUAUAAUUGGUUGAAUCCACUCGGUUUGACUCUUCAAAUUCAAGACAUUUAUAUAAAUGGAGGAGUUGCUGCUGAAAGAGGAUUGAAUGUUGUCUGCAACGCGUACAACUCAAUGGUUCAAUGUCUUUCGGAUGCUUCCACCACCACUUUCGAAUGUUUUGAUAUCGGAUACCUUCUGACUCAUUCCUCUGCACCAAACCAAGCAUAUUCUUAUGGAUUUCUGAUGAGUAUGCUUCAAUAUCAAUGUGGAGCUGGAUUCUAUUUGGCAUCUGACAAUUGGCAAUGUAUGCAGAGAAUUUACAAUGGAAAGAAUGCCACAAUGUAUGGAUGUAUCACUGAUUUUGUAUUGAAUGCUCAAGAAGAUCCGAAACGAGGAUGUAACUAUGUUCAAACUGGAAUGGAUUGCUUCUCGAAGGCAUCAAUUCUUCAAGGAUGUCCUGAUGAGUUGAAGUACUACGGGUGUGAAUCAUUCCGUCAGUAUUCUCUUCCACAAUUCGCUCGUUGUGACAAACAAUGCUCGAUUGAUACACAGUAUCGGGGAAUUUGA
Caenorhabditis remanei is the source of this 669-nucleotide messenger RNA. RefSeq lists its product as uncharacterized. The coding region runs from base 1 to 669 and encodes 222 amino acids. The record is from RefSeq and is a predicted model, not a curated record. The transcript is spliced from 6 exons. NCBI's taxonomy places the organism in Eukaryota, Metazoa, Nematoda, Chromadorea, Rhabditida, Rhabditidae.